CCAAAGAAAUAAGUUUGUGAGGAAGGACCGAUCAGUUCUUCCAGCGAGUCUAUAGGUGAAGAGAUCAGAGUACGUGGCCACCAUGACCAAGAUCAAGACUUCGGGGGACCAGAAGCACCGCGCCGACGAGGCGAAAAUUGUCAUAGUCAGCCCUGCCGAGACAGCCGAUGAACGCGCCAACAUGGCGAUGCUGUCCAGGAGCUCUCUGAAGAACUACAUUGCUCUCUUGGCCGCCCUGAGUGUACUAUUUUGUACGUUGUCAGUGCUCUUCAUAUUAACUGGCUCGAGUGACGUUCACUAUACCAAAAUCAUGGUCUACGUGAAGAACUACUUCGAUGUCUCUCAACCUCCAAAUUCCACGCAACAAAUCUCAAUUCUGUCUGAGAUCCGAAGAAACCCUCAUGCGCUAUCCGACGAAUUCAUUCAACAAGUCAAUGACAAGGCUGAUCAUUGGGAGGCUGGUCGCAACUUCCCCACCUCGACGUCCAUGCGCGUGCUCAGGAGGAUGAUGGGGGUCAAGGAGGAGCCCCAAUUUCAAGGCUCUUCUUCUGCACACAAACUCCCAUUGAAAGUCUACAGCGGUAAUAUCUCCGGCCUCCCUGCCGAGUUCGACGCGCGGCUACAAUGGCCGGACUGUCCAUCACUGAGGGAGAUCCGCGACCAGGGAGGCUGCGGCUCGUGCUGGGCCUUUGGUGCCGUGGAAGCUAUGACCGAUCGUCACUGCAUUGUCCAUAAGACUCAAUUCCAUUAUUCCGCCGAAGAUGUGCUUUCUUGCUGUCUUAAUUGCGGUGCAGGAUGUAGUGGAGGUUUUCCAUCGGAAGCUUUCAGCUUUUGGCGAGAUGAGGGCAUCGUUUCAGGAGGAAAUUUUGAUUCAAAGUCGGGAUGCAUGCCUUAUGAGGUCCCUUCUUGCGAACACUACAUUGAUGACCCCCGACCGAAUUGUGAAGAUGCCUACACUCCAGAGUGCUCCCAUUCGUGCAUCCCGGAAUACAAUUCCUCGUAUGCAAACGACAAACACUUCGCUAGUCAGGUAUAUUAUGUGGAAUCCGAAGAUCAAGCUCUCAAAGAUCUUGUAGAACACGGACCUCUGGUAGCAACGUUCGAUGUUUACGAAGACUUUUUGAGCUACAAGUCAGGCGUUUACUAUCACGUGCAUGGAGAUUGUUUAGGAAGUCAUGCUGUGAAGCUUAUCGGUUAUGGAGUGGAAAAUGACAUCCCUUACUACCUCUGCGCCAACUCUUGGAACUCCGACUGGGGUGACAAUGGUUUCUUCAAGAUCAGCCGAAAUGAAAUUAUCGGCAACAUGUACUCUGGUCUCCCGUAGCCAGUUCCCGCCGCAUAGUUUUUUUUACUCUAUUGUAUAGAGUAUUCUUAGGAGAACCAAUUUUUUUCAAAAUCACUUGAAAUAAAUUCCAUUAACCGUUAUGCUAUACGGUCAUGCGAGCGAUGUUGGCGUAUGCGGGCAGAAUGGUCGGUUUGACGUCUGAUUGAAAAACUUCUGCAUAAACAUGAUUUUGCUGAAAGGCAGGACUUUCUUCAUUGUAGAAGUAUUGAACUGAGACCUGUAAAGUAUAAGAUAAUGUUCUUAGAAAAAUAUUUAAAAAUACGAAUCACAUUCACAAUGUCUUACACGAGCCUAACGUUUGAACUUUUAUUAAGAAUUGAAAUGUAAAGUUCGUAAAUCACCCAGAUCUGCUCUAACGAGUUCAGAUGGGAAGUUUAGAAUAUGUACUCCACAUUAAGUUUCCCACAAUAUUAUUGAAUCCAAUAAAUAUUCGGUUAUGCGGAUGACAAGCGUUCGCUUCUGCAGCGCAAGUUUGGGACGAGACCAUUUGGAUCAUGUAGUGUGAAAUAAAAUUAAUAACAAUAUUUUUGAGCAUCUUAAUGUGUUUCCUUUGCUUGCAUUAAGCUUCGUUAGUCCACUAAUAAAAUAUAAUUUUUACAUCGA
This is a messenger RNA of Hyalella azteca, 1948 nucleotides long. Its product is annotated as cathepsin B-like. Gene Ontology annotation, biological process: regulation of catalytic activity. Gene Ontology annotation, molecular function: cysteine-type endopeptidase activity. Bases 83 to 1324 code for a protein of 413 amino acids. The transcript has 6 exons. The record is from RefSeq and is a predicted model, not a curated record. Gene Ontology annotation, cellular component: lysosome. NCBI's taxonomy places the organism in Eukaryota, Metazoa, Arthropoda, Malacostraca, Amphipoda, Hyalellidae.